AUGGAAAACAUAGAGGUCGCCUGUCGCGUGAAGCCAUCAUCCUCAGCCGUCGAACAAAAAUGGACGCUCAACAUGGAGGAGAAGAACCUAACCACCGACAAUGGAAUAACGGUGCAAUUCGACCAUGUAUACGACGCGGCAUCAAAGACGGAGCAACUCAUGGCGAACCUGAAGCAGAAAGUGGAUCGAGUGAUUGAAGGAUACAAUUUGUGCAUUGCUGCUUAUGGUCGUUCGGGGAGUGGCAAAACGCAUACGAUCUGCGGCACUGAUGCGUCACCCGGUCUUAUGCAGAUGAUCGUCAAAUACAUCAUUCAAAAGCUUACAGAUCAAACUCAACGAACCUAUCUGAUUUCGGCGAUGCUCUUCGAAGUCUAUAAUGAGCACGUCUACGAUUUGCUGGCCAGCAAGAGCGACAACGAAUUCAAGCUACAAGAAGGCGGCCAAGGAUGCGUUUCAUUAAAGGGCGCCGUAUCACAUCAAAUUACCGCCUUGGAAGGCUUGGAUGCUGUGCUGCGCAUCGGAAUGACCCAACGACGAACUGGUGUCACAAAUUUCAACGAACGCUCUUCCCGCUCACACCUCGUUCUACACCUCGCCAUUGAAGGAGCCAGACCCGACGGCGACACUCUUCUAUCGCACAUCCAACUGGUUGACUUGGCGGGCUCAGAGGGAGCGGAUGCAAGCAACGUAGCCACACGUCGCGAAGAGGGACGCAACAUCAACCGCUCGCUUAUCUCAUUUGUUCGUGUUGUCAACUCACUUGGGAGUGGGAAGCACGUUCCCUAUCGCGAAUCAAAACUCACUCGCCUUCUUCAGCAAUCGCUUACAAACGCUCAAGUGACUCUCAUCUGCACUGUGGACCUCAAGGAUGAUGAAGCAACCACUUCAACUUUAAACUUUGCCAAAAGUGCCAAAUGCAUCAAGGUCCAGCUGCACAAAACGAAACUGGAGGGAGUUGGCGAAAUCCAGCGUCUUCAAAAUCUGCUGCGAGAACGGGAACAGGAAUUGACAGCAUUAAAAAUUCAAAAAGCGUCUGUGGCUUCUCAAGAAGAACACAAGCAGAAGAUCGAAGAAAUCAAGAAAUUUUUCUUGACCGGAUCAACAAAUGAAAAAGUAGUGCGCAAAGUUGACCGCAGGGCUUCCUGGGCUGGAAAUUGGCAAACUCUCGAUAAAAGAACUUGCCCAUUCGAAGAUCCCAUCCUCGACCAGCAACCAAAACGGCUCAAUGUGCUUGACGAGAUGGAAACCGAAAAUCCGGAAGAAGAAAAAGAAAUCCCCGAAAGGGCUGAGCCCAUGGAUAACUUCAAAUUUCAACAAGCUGACGUGGCAAGCCAAUGCACACUUGAAAUCGAGAGUGUGGAAGAGAUUAGACAAAAGAUGGUUCAAGCUUUACGCGAGGAACAACCGAUAGAGCCAAUUGAUUCUUCUCCCUCAAAUGAUACAAAUGCUAUUUCUGAGCUUCGCAAAGACCUAGCAUUGGCAGACGAGAAGAUUCAAGGGAGGGAAAGUGUCAUUGCACAUCUUGAGGAAGAAAAAAAAUCUCUUUUGUCGCGAAUUGAGCGUUUACAAGCGAAGUUGCUUAACAAAGAGAAUUUCGAAGAACAAUUGAAAUCGCGCCUGCAGGAUGUACGCGGCCAACACUUUGAGCAAUCCCAGCGUCUCGAGAAAAGCACCGCUGAACAAAAGUCUUUGAGGGAUAAGGUCUGUCUUCAAGAAAAAGAAAUCGCUGCUAUGAAUGAAGAGACGAAGCGACUUCAGCAGCAAUUCACCGCAUGUUCCCAUGAGAUGUCUGAACUGAAGCAUGCACUGGAAAAGAGUGAGCGGGAGAAGAACGCCUGGUUGCGCGAGCUUCAAGCAACCGAUGUAAAGCAUCAAGCUGAGAUGAAUGAUUAUAUAAAGAAGUAUCAAGAAGUCAGCAAGCAAUUGGACCAAGGUUCCAGCAGCAAAAACAUGGAUGCUAUUUCUAACAAGGAGAACAAGAAAUGGGUCCACGACAAUAAGGAAUACGAAUCUCCGGAGCAACUUUUGCAAAGAUUGGAUGUUUUGGAAAAGGAAAAAAUUUCCGGAACGCAAAUGUACCGAAAACUCAAAGCCGACUUUGCAGCAGCUCGUAAGCAGCUGGAGGUCAUGGCUGAGACUGCCAUCAAUUCGGACGACACUAAGAAAUGGAUAGUGAACAUGAAGGAGUACAGCAGCUGCGAGGAAUUAGUCGAGCGAAUCAAAGACUUGGAAAAGCAAAAGGAAUUGGGAAUCCACAAAUAUGAUCAGUUAAAGGAGCGACUUCAACAACUCGAAAAGCCGAUAAAAGAAGUAUCCUAUUCUCAGGAAAUGAAAUCGCCGACGAAGAAGCGAUCUACCUUCAAAUUACUAACUUCCUGUUUUCCCUACGUCGGUAAGAAGAGCACGAUGACGAUGGGAACACCAUAUCGACCAGAGAAGCCGCGAAGAAAAGAAAAUGGAGUGGAAGUGGCCGAUCAAACGGAAAUCCCACGAGGAACACCAAUUCUCGCAUCAAUCAAACGUACGCCUUCCCAUUCGAUGAUCACUGAACUGGAUUUUGACGAGAAAAUCGAGGCGCCAAGAUAUGAGCGGAAGCGCUCGAUGUCACUCGUUGAGGGAAUCGCCGAAAUGGAGUUAAGUCGAGCCGGGAUAACGCCGAAUUUAGGAAAACAGACGCUAAAGACCGGAGAAAAGAGGCCCACACUCGUGCCCCCUAACACGCCAAUCUCUCCAAUCAACACAAACAGAGCUUCAUAUCACUCGGCAUUGUCUGGUCGGGGCUACCCAAGGGGGUACUCGACACCGCGGGCUGGGAGUGCAAUACAUCUUGUCAAGAAACUUGACGAAUCAUCGAUUUGUUUGGCCCCAGGCGAACAUCCAAAUUUUGAUUUGUCGGAGUUAUCGCCGAAUACUUUCGAAACAUUGAACUUCUCGGCUUCAAUCGAUCGAGCUGCUCAACGUGUACUCGAAAAGGAUAAAGAAAACAGGGAUGAUGAUGAAGAGCCUACUCCAACCAUCAAACAGUUUCCAUCUCAUGUCCAUUUCCGCAAUCACUUU
Mesorhabditis belari is the source of this 3057-nucleotide messenger RNA. The record is from the annotation of a GenBank genome assembly. NCBI's taxonomy places the organism in Eukaryota, Metazoa, Nematoda, Chromadorea, Rhabditida, Rhabditidae.